Molecule: messenger RNA, 738 nt
Organism: Fusarium keratoplasticum
Lineage: Eukaryota; Fungi; Ascomycota; Sordariomycetes; Hypocreales; Nectriaceae
Exons: 1
Coding region: 1-738 (245 amino acids)
Source: RefSeq, a predicted model, not a curated record
AUGUGUAUCAAACACGUAAAUGUGUGCUGCCACUGCGGUGAACUCAUGGAGCCGCAUUGGGUCAGCUGCAACUUUCACCUCCUUCUGACUCGAACAGCUCUGAGCCAAGAUCCCCCACUGGCAGAGCCUCUCCACAGCCAGUGCCCCUAUGAGAAGAGCUAUAUGCGUCCUACGCUUCGAGGGUGCGUUAACAACGACUCUUGCCCCUCGUGGUUCUGGAGUGUAUCAGAAGGGAUUGGUGAGGUUGAAGACGAAAGUCAGGAGGUGACCGAGGCACAAGAAGAGGUUGCCAGAGUAAAGUAUGAAGCGUAUAAGAAGGAGUUUGCAGAGAACCACUACACUCGACGAUCGCCCCCAAUUCGCAAGAACUUUGGAGAAUUCUUGGAGACGGCACUUGAGGAUAUACCUCCCCUGGAAUUGGAAGACAAUUCCGACGAUGAAAUUAGCUUGACGGAUGACGAUGAAGAGGAGGAACUUUUAUCUGAGACGGACUCUCUUGGCAGUCUUUCGGGCUCUAUGGAACCCAGCAGCGCUCCUCCUGGUUUGGGUGUCCACUUUGAGAUCAAUCCUGAACUGCUCUCCCAAGAAAACGUCCUUGCCAAGGAAGACAGCCCAGACCCAAAAAGCGAAUCCCCUCCAGCCGAAAAUCUGGCAAUGGAGUAUCAAGAUCUCAUAGCACCUAUCUGGGCAUGGUUCUUCCCGAACGACUCAGACCCCGAUACUGAAGUCUCUCAAUAA